This is a messenger RNA of Alternaria atra, 2217 nucleotides long. RefSeq lists its product as uncharacterized. Gene Ontology annotation, molecular function: oligopeptide transmembrane transporter activity. Bases 1 to 2217 code for a protein of 738 amino acids. Gene Ontology annotation, cellular component: fungal-type vacuole membrane. The record is from RefSeq and is a predicted model, not a curated record. Lineage: Eukaryota; Fungi; Ascomycota; Dothideomycetes; Pleosporales; Pleosporaceae. The transcript has 2 exons.
AUGGCACCAGACCGGGGAUCCGCAUCGUUGGAAAAUGAAAGAGGAGGGCAUGGUGAAGAGACGGAUGAUCAUGCGCUCGGCCGCAGUAGGUCGGGAGCACGUAGAUACCUGGCUGAGCAGGCAUCGCAACCGCAGAACUUUACACUUCGAGGUGUUUUGGUGGGCCUGGCGAUUGGUGUGGUGAUCUGCUUCUCGAACAUGUACUUUGGGUUGCAGACUGGUUGGGUUUCCGGCAUGGCUAUGCCUUCUGCUCUGAUCGGAUUCGCAUACUUCAAGGUCGUUGCAAAGACACUCAAGUUGCCAUUUACGCCAGUCGAAAAUGUUCUGGUUCAAUCUGUUGCGGGAUCGGUCGGCACCAUGCCACUCGGAUGCGGAUUCGUAGGUGUAAUUCCUGCUCUGAACUACCUGUUGAAACCGGAAGAAAAUGGACCUCUGGAUAUAAGCUUAUGGAAACUGAUCGUGUGGUCUGUGGGCAUUUGCUUCUUUGGUGUUGUAUUUGCGGUCCCCCUGCGGAAAGAGAUGAUUAUCCGAGAGAAGCUAAAGUUUCCGAGUGGCACUGCGACUGCUCUUCUGAUCAAGGUGCUUCAUGGAGAUGAGAAAUCAGAGACGAUGAUGGCACAUGAGGGAGUUCAAGAUAGAGACGAUCAGUCUGAUGAUGGAGAGGCACAGGGCCUAUUGCAAGGUUCAAGCGCGCAGCGGGAAGAGCAUGACCUCAGACCAUCGAUGGACGACAGCAUGAAAGAUCCAGAUCAGGAACUUGGAGAGGAUGGGGACUGGAGAUCUAAGAUCAGAUUGCUGCUUAUUUCUUUCGGCGGAUCCGCACUAUACACUGUCGUAUCGUACUUCAUCCCGCAACUCCACGAAAUACCCGUCUUCGGUUUGCCUUUGGCGCAGAACUGGCUCUGGACAUUGAAUCCUUCUCCAGCGUACGUUGGUCAAGGUAUUAUCAUGGGCCCUGCUACAACACUACACAUGCUUCUCGGUGCCAUCAUAGGCUGGGGUAUUCUUUCACCACUCGCCAAGCACAAGGAAUGGGCUCCAGGGCCAGUGUCGGAUUGGACGAACGGAUCAAAGGGCUGGAUCGUGUGGAUCUCUCUCGCGAUCAUGUUGGCAGACUCCCUUGUCAGCCUAGGAUGGCUUCUUCUGCGUCCAGUCAUCACGGUUGCGAGAGCUUACUACCCCACUGCAAAAGAGAACUUCCAAUCGCAUACCUGGAAGGAGAUCUUGACGCUGAAUAUUACGUCCAAGCCACAAUAUACGCAGCUCAGCGAUGGCACAUCUGUGAACCCGUUGACGGCGAUCAAGCAACAUCUCGCUGAAGGCGCCGAGCUUGACGCCCCGCCUGAGCACCUCAUCUCGAACCGCACCACCAUCAUCGGUCUCAUCGCAUCACUAGUUCUCUGUGUCGCUGCUGUCCACAUAUCGUUCCCGAACCUCAUCCCCUUCCGUCUUACCCUACUAUCGCUCGUACUAGCGCUCUUCCUGUCGAUUAUGGGUGUCCGCGCCCUUGGCGAAACAGAUCUCAAUCCCGUCUCCGGUAUCUCGAAGCUUACGCAGCUCGUCUUCGCACUCGUUACGCCAACUACCGGACCUGGUGCUAAGAAUGCCGUCAUUAUCAAUCUUGUUGCAGGCGCCAUCUCCGAGUCUGCGGCACUACAAGCAGGCGAUUUACUGCAGGAUUUGAAGUGCGGUCACCUUCUUGGUGCAGCACCAAAUGCGCAGUUCUGGGGUCAGAUGAUUGGUUCUGCAGUUGGUGCGGUAUUAUCAGCCGUUGUGUACAAGCUCUACACGAACGUCUACACCAUCCCCGGUGGCCUGUUUGAAGUUCCGACGGGAUAUGUAUGGGUCUUCACCGCACGAUUGGUGACAGGGAAAGGCUUACCGCCAAUGGUCAAGGAAUGGGCUGGUGGAGCGGCUAUCAUCUUCGCUGUAGGCACGAUGAUCAGAGUCUGGGGUAACAGCAGAAAGCAGAGAGGUCUUAGUGGUUGGUGGAUCGACUUCGUACCUGGUGGGAUCGCUGUCGCUGUUGGCAUGUAUAAUACGCCUUCUUUUACGUUAGCGCGUACAAUAGGCGGCCUGCUCAGUCUAUGGUGGCGGCGUUGGAAGGGUCGAAGCGAGACACCGAUCAUUGUGCUUGCGAGCGGUCUGAUCCUGGGCGAAGGACUGUUCAGUAUCGUGAACUUGUUACUGGCGAGUUUGAAGGUACCCCAUUUGUAA